Molecule: messenger RNA, 294 nt
Organism: Meloidogyne enterolobii
Lineage: Eukaryota; Metazoa; Nematoda; Chromadorea; Rhabditida; Meloidogynidae
Source: the annotation of a GenBank genome assembly
AUGGGAAAAGCCCAUCUAUCUUGUUUUAAAGAAUUAAUUAAAAAGGAAAAAAAAUGGGAAUAUCUAGUAACUUUACAGAAUCACGACAUUCAAAUAAAAACUAACGAGGAGAUGGUUCAAAUAUUUAAAUGGCUUGAUGGGGCUUGUGAUGUUGAGUUCAAUGUAAUUGGUAAAGCUCAGAUUAUACGUAAAGCUCAUCUUCUAAAUGUAUCUGACUGGACUUUUGAAUCACUACAAAUUUUUAAAAACCGUUGGUUUUUGACUAUUUUUAUUCUUGAUAUUUUUGGGUCCUAG